This is a messenger RNA of Drosophila nasuta, 1345 nucleotides long. RefSeq names its product serine protease inhibitor 42Dd-like. The transcript is spliced from 4 exons. Lineage: Eukaryota; Metazoa; Arthropoda; Insecta; Diptera; Drosophilidae. The record is from RefSeq and is a predicted model, not a curated record. Gene Ontology annotation, molecular function: serine-type endopeptidase inhibitor activity. Bases 68 to 1291 code for a protein of 407 amino acids.
AUUCACCGUGUAUCCAAAGUUAUUCUUUCACUUGUUGAAGCAACUUGAGUAUUUGGAGUUAGAGGUGAUGGCGUUGAUAAAAAGAAAAUUAUUUAACCGUAUGGCAAACAUGAUGCUCCUGAUGCUGGUCCUAUUACAAGCACCUCUGCCCUUCGCCCAAGAUCAGUCCAGUAUAUUCUCGAAACGCUUGGCCAAAUUUUCCAUCAACGUGUACACCAAACUAGUCGCGCAGAACUCCAAUCAAAACAUCAUCUUCUCACCCUUCUCAAUCCAAACCUGUGCAGCCAUGGCACGCAUGGGUGCGAAAGGUAAAACAGCAGCUCAAUUGGAUCGCGGUCUUAAACUGAUUUCCAAUAAUGAAGCACAGAUUGCCGAGAGUUUCCACAAAGUACUCGCUGCAUAUGAAAAGAGUAGCAUUCUUCACAUUGCCAACAAGAUAUACAUAAAAGCUGGCUAUCAGCUUAGGGAUAAGUUCAGUUCAAUAAUCUUUAAAAAGUUUCUAUCCGCUGUCGAGCCCAUAGACUUCUCCGAAGAUGUAAGGGCUGCAGAGAAAAUCAAUUCCUGGGUCGCAUUGCGAACCAAUAACCUCAUAAAAGAUAUAGUUGAUUCAAGUGCAUUGACGGCGAGUACGCGUUUGCUGUUGAUCAAUGCGAUACACUUCAAAGGAAACUGGGUGCAUCAAUUUCCAGAGAGAGACACCGGAAAUGAACCUUUCUAUGGGAACACUGACAAAAGCAUCGAUGUACCCAUGAUGAACUUGAAAAAGCGUUUUAGAUAUGCAACACUCGAUAAUCUUAAUGCCACUGCACUGGAAUUGCCCUACAAAGACUCAGACUUGUCCAUGCUGAUCGUAUUGCCUAAUAGCAAUACUGGUUUGCCACAACUGGAGAGGAAACUUCGGAUAACUCCGCUGAGCCAGAUUACGGAAAAACUUGACUGGAGGGACGUAAUUGUCAAACUGCCUAAGUUUAAGUCCGAAUUCGAGGUGGAGUUGAAACACACUUUUAAGCAGCUGGGAAUGUCCGAUAUGUUCUCGAAUGAUGCUGACUUUAGCAGAAUGAUCACAACUUCGGACCGGUUAAAAGUGUCGAAAAUCAUUCACAAGGCUGUUAUCGAGGUGAAUGAGAAGGGCACUGAGGCAGCUGCAGCCACAGCUUCAAUCAUUGUUGGGUUCUCAUUGCCCUCGUUGCCACGGGAGCCCAAAAGAUUCUACGCAGACCAUCCAUUUAACUACUAUAUCAUCAAUAAGCAGAGCAUUGUGCUCUUUGCUGGGAAGUUAAUAAACCCUUAAAAUAAAAGGGAAUCUAUUUCAUAAAUCUAAACAAGCAUGCAUUUGUCUAUUAAU